Molecule: messenger RNA, 843 nt
Organism: Carlito syrichta (Philippine tarsier)
Lineage: Eukaryota; Metazoa; Chordata; Mammalia; Primates; Tarsiidae
Gene: CALY
Product: calcyon neuron specific vesicular protein
Exons: 6
Biological process (GO): G protein-coupled dopamine receptor signaling pathway; clathrin coat assembly; endosomal transport
Cellular component (GO): endosome; membrane
Molecular function (GO): clathrin light chain binding
Source: RefSeq, a predicted model, not a curated record
AGGGCGUGACCCUGUUUCUAUCUCUGGACAGAACAAAGACUGCCAUCCACCAUGGUGAAGCUGGGCUGCAGCUUCUCUGUGAAACCAGGCAAAGAGCCAGGGAUCCAAGUUGGGGCUGCCAUGGACGGUGUGCCUCUGAUCAGCCCCCUGGAUGUCAGCCAGCUCCAGCCACCGUUCACCGACCAGGUGGUCAUCAAGACCCAGACGGAAUACCAGUUGUCCUCUCCAGACCAGCUGAAGAAUUUCACUGACCUGGAGGGCCAGCGCCUGAACUUCGGCCACCCAGAGGAAGGGCGCAGGCUGCCCACAGCGCGGAUGAUCGCCUUUGUCAUGGCGCUUCUGGGCUGCGUCCUGAUCAUGUACAAGGCCAUCUGGUAUGACCAGUUCACCUGCCCAGAUGGCUUCCUCCUUCGGGUAAGUGGGGCCUGGAGCCUGGGGCCUGGUGGGGCAGUAGAGACCGCCUGUCCUCUGAUGGCCUCUGGACAGGGCCAAGGCACGGGAGGGGUCCUACCAGGGUCGCUCCGUGAAAGCCUCAGGAAGGGGGCGUCCCCCUCCCCCAUCCCAUGCCCCACCAAGGCCGCGGCGGCGUCGGAGCCCGUUUGGGGGUCGCGGAGGGCGGCGCGUGAGCAGGCGUGGCGUCUUCCCACGCAGGGUCCCUCGCUGAAGCCCCCGCCCCAGAGUCUGGAGAGCGGCUGCAAACGGGAAGCUUGCUGGGGCCGAAAGCCGUGGCUCCUCCGGGCAGAGGAGCCGGACACAGGUGGAUCCAGGUGCAAACGCCGCCUGGGUUCCGCAACCCUGCGUGGCCAGUGCCUCGUCCUGGCCGACUCGCCCCAGUCAGCCACG